GAUAAGCUUAUUCUCAGAAAUAAAAUUAUCAGUUAUAGAGUAAAUUGUAGUUGUGUUGUGAGAACGUACGAUAGGGUUGUGUAAUAACUUCUUUCUUAAUAGAAGCAAUAUUAAAAUUACCAUAUCAAGAUGUAUUUCGUUUCGAAUGUAAUUAAGGUCACCAUACCUAAUUAUUUGGCUAGUUUGCCAAUUCCUGAUUCUUUUGGAGGAUGGUUUCGGCUAGGAGUUAGGGAUUGGCUUGCCUUACUGCCCCCAACUCUCGCUAUUGGUGGCAUCUCAUACUAUUCGUAUCAGACAAUAAAGAAAGCAAAAGAAGCUGGCAACGGUCAAGUCAACCCAUGUAUCAGAAAGGAUGUAAAUAAAGUGGUUGAUUUCAUUGACAUUGAAGAUAUAACGGACAAGGUGUCUCUAUGCAGGUGCUGGAGGAGUAAAAAUUGGCCGUACUGUGACGGCGCUCAUGGAACUCAUAACAAAGCAACUGGAGACAACACCGGUCCAGUUGUAGUGAGGCACAAGGAAAACAAGUAAAAAAUUUCAAUAUAGACCUGUGUCAAUUGAUCAUUUCUCACGACCCAUUGGCAUCUGAUCGCUUCAGGUUCUGUUGUGAGUCAUGACACCGAUAGCUGGUUGUGUUUGAUUCAGUGAUCAGAGACGUGAGUAGGUCUGGUGCUUAAUGGGUCGCGAGUCGUAAUCCAGAUUGAACACCUAAGGAUUCAAUUAAAAUGAUCUGAUUGAUCGUCAUCUACACAGGUCUUACAAAUACAUCACACAUUAUAAACUGAAAGUGAUAAAAAAGUGAUAAACAAGGCACACUUGACACUCUUUGAUAAGUUUCUGAUAAAAAAUUGCAUUUGAUAUGCAUUUAGGUGUGUAUAUUUCAUUUUACAGGUAUUUUUAUGAAAUUUUAUAUGCAUAUU
Papilio machaon (common yellow swallowtail) is the source of this 917-nucleotide messenger RNA. RefSeq names its product CDGSH iron-sulfur domain-containing protein 2 homolog (gene Cisd2). Gene Ontology annotation, biological process: regulation of autophagy. Gene Ontology annotation, molecular function: 2 iron, 2 sulfur cluster binding. Gene Ontology annotation, cellular component: intracellular membrane-bounded organelle; mitochondrial outer membrane. The transcript has 3 exons. Lineage: Eukaryota; Metazoa; Arthropoda; Insecta; Lepidoptera; Papilionidae. The coding region runs from base 130 to 528 and encodes 132 amino acids. The record is from RefSeq and is a predicted model, not a curated record.